AAGUCGUUGUCAGUGUGAAGUUGUCACUGAUGUCAGUUGUCUAUGAUCAAAAUGGACGAAAUUGCUUGAGGUUUUGUUGUUACCAGCAAAAGAUCGCAAUAAAUAGCAGAAACUUUAAUUAAAUCGGAUUAAAAAAUAAUACUGACAAGAUGGGUGACAAGAAGUAUAAACAAAGCAAAGCAGAAAUAGCGAAGCAAUUUAACCUACCGGAGCGGCAAUCUAAGAUUACGACGUUGUUAAACCAAGCCGGACAACAGUAUUGCAUAUGUCGAUCAUCAGAUAGUUCCAGAUUUAUGAUAGCUUGUGAUGCAUGUGAAGAGUGGUACCAUGGAGAUUGUAUCAAUAUAUCAGAGAGAGAAGCUAAGUACAUCAAGAAUUAUUUCUGUGAUCGCUGUAGAGAAGAAGAUCCAACACUCAAGACUAGAUUUAGACCACAGAAGAGGGAGAAUGAUGGAGAAGUUGCGCCUCGAGAAGAUAGAAAGAAGAAGAGAAAAGAGAAAGACCAUUCAGAGAACAAGUCCUCAAAGAGACAGAGCAAUAAGGAUGGUUGUGGAGACUGCCCAGGAUGUCUGCAGAUUAACGAUUGUGGACAUUGCGAAGUCUGUGAGGAUAUGUACAAGUAUGGAAGCAGUAAUAAAGUGAAGUUGAAGUGCAAAAUGCGUAUGUGUAUCAAGAGUAAAAAGGCUUCGAGGCAAUCCAGCAGUAGCAACAGAAUAAAGAAGAAACACCACGAAAGAGAGCAACAUGAGCCAGAGGAGUCGCUCGCUCACUUGCAAACGGCGGAGGCCCGGCAGUGCUACGGGCCGCAGUGCACGCGGCCUGCGCAGUUUGGUUCCAAGUACUGUUCCGGCCAGUGCGGUAUGAGGCUCGCCACUGCUAGGAUUUAUCAGGUGCUUCCACAACGUAUUCAAGAAUGGUCCCUUUCAACCUGCGUCGCCGAGCAGAAGAACCGCAAGGCGUUAGAAGUAGUUCGAGGGGGCAUUGCGCGUGCGCAGGCUGCCUUACGAGCGUUGGACACGCAACACUCAGACCUCGAUGCGAUCGUGGCCCGAGCGAAGAAUGCUACCAUUGUUCAUACUGAUGAUAAGGAUGCAGACGACGAAACAUCAAUGUACUGCAUAACGUGCGGUCACGAGAUCCACUCUCGGACUGCGGUAAAACAUAUGGAGAAAUGCUUCGUUAAGUACGAGGCCCAAGCCUCGUUUGGCAGCAGACAUCGCACGCGUAUCGACGGCCAGAGCAUGUUCUGUGAUUACUACAACCCUAUUAACGCUACUUACUGUAAGAGGUUGAGGGUAAUGUGUCCAGAACACUUCAAAGAUCCAAAAGUCGGUGAUCACGACGUUUGCGGCUGUCCUUUGGUCCGCAAUGUGUUUAAGCCGACGGGAGAGUUCUGCCGAGCCCCUAAGAAGUCAUGCUUGAAACACUACCAGUGGGAGAAAUUGCGGCGCGCUGAGAUUGAUAUGGAGAGGGUACGGCAGUGGCUCAAGUUGGAUGAGCUGGUGGAACAGGAGAGGAGUAUCAGGCUGGCCAUGGCUUCUAGAGCCGGAGUCCUUGGUUUAAUGCUACAUUCAACAUACAACCACGAGGUUAUGGAACGCAUCACGACCAAAGCGACGGAGAAUGGAAAAGUGAAGGAAACCUCGUGACGAUCGAAUGACGCGGGGUCCGAGCUGCCGCGCGACUCACGCCCUUAGAUAAUCAUAGAAAACUGUA
Messenger RNA from Spodoptera exigua (beet armyworm), 1716 nucleotides. NCBI's taxonomy places the organism in Eukaryota, Metazoa, Arthropoda, Insecta, Lepidoptera, Noctuidae. The record is from the annotation of a GenBank genome assembly.